AUGAACCUCGACAAGGGAGAACCAUCUCAGGCCAAACACGGAAAUCUGCUGCCCACACUUUCGAGCAGCUGGAUGGACCGGAUUUUGAAGUAUUACUUGAUCCCCGAGGCUCCGUUUCUCAAGUAUUGGAACAUCAUGAUUGUUCUGAUAUCCAUCAUCAAUGUCAUUCUCCUCACCUUCAUGGCGGCGUUCCAGUACCACGACAUUGCAUCGUGGUUCAUCUGCUACUUGAUCGACCUGCUCUACCUCAUCGAUAUGUACCAAAAGUGCCACGUUGCGUACCUCCAGAACGGAUUCUGGGUUGUGUUCCCCAAGGAAAUGCUGAUGAACUAUGUGACCUCGUGGGAGUUCCGCUUCGACAUUAUCUCCAAUUUCCCGGUCGACCUGUUUGGCUUCAUCUUCUACAACUAUCCGAACACACAAUACUACGUGUCCAUCAUCCGACUCACCAAGGUUGUUCGAUCGGAAUACCUGUUCCGCUACUUUAGAAAGCAAGAGAAGAAGUUGCAUUCGUCCUUUGCGCUUCAGGUUGUCAAGUUCAUCACCUUUGUGAUCGUCAUCAACCACACGGUCGCCUGCAUUUGGUUUGCGAUUGGCUGCCCGAACGGCAUUGGCGAUUGCAACGAUGGUUCGUGGGUGAAGCCAACGUCCGGCUUUCUGAGCAACGGCGGAACCCUGGUCGAGAUCGACUAUAACAGCACGACGGCUAUGUAUGUCGCGAGCAUCUACUGGACAGUGACAACUAUGACCACGACUGGAUAUGGCGACAUCCACCCAAACAACCUCGGCGAGCGAGUGUACGCUCUCGUAUGUAUGAUCUUGGGAACGUUCUUUUACGGAUACGUGUCCGGAACGAUUGCCUCUACCCUCUCGAACAUGGACUCGUCCCGUGUCGCGUACAGGCAAAAGCUAGAUGCCGUCAAGCAGUACAUGGCCGACCGCAAAAUGGACGUUGACAUGCAGCACCGCGUUCUCGACUACUAUGACUAUGUCUGGGACAGAAACAAGGGCCUUGCUCUCAAGAACAUGUUUGAGGAUAUGCCGAGUGCCUUUAGACGCGAAGUGGCCCUGAAUCUGAAUAACCAGAUAAUCGAUAGCACGGCAAUCUUCAAGCAAUGUUCCAUCGGGUUCCGCAGACACAUUGCCAUACACAUGACCCUGCAUUUGAUUACUGCCAACGAGUAUGUGGCACAUGUGGGCGAGUUUGGCACCGAACUCUACUUUAUCUCGCAGGGACGGAUCGACAUCUUUUCACCAACCGACAAGCGCCCAACCUCGUCGCUAAUAGAGGGAGCUCAUUUCGGCGAAUACGCCGUGAUCCUUGGCCAUCGCCAUGAAUAUUCGGCUCGGGCCGUCUGCAACACCGAUAUCUUUGUGCUCACCAAGGAGCAUCUCGAGGAGGCCUUCGUAGCCUUUCCAGCCGACCGCGAGAGCGUCUACGAGAUUACCCAGGGUCGCUACAAGAGUCACCUCAGUACCAAAAAGUCGCGCCAGCACCAAGAAGAGGCCGAGGAAGAAGAGGAAGACGGUCCACUCCUUCCCGAGACGGUGCUCACGCCAGCACCCGAUCAUUUGACUACCGGGCGAGGACACGAUACCGGCCGGCGGAAGAGCAGCGCCUCAGUCUUUGGUGAAUACGGAACCCGCAAGCAAAGCAUGGCCACUUCCGGCUUUAUGGUGAUGGAUGCCAAAACCCGAUCAAAUCAUCAGCUCAGCGAGAACCUGGGAAGCAUUGGUCGCCUCGAAGGCGACUCUCAUCACGGAUCGCUGUCGAGGAAGCACUCGGUCAGCACCGGCCAGGUCACAGAAGGCCGCAAGUCCUCAUCUGCAGCGCCGGCUCCGAUUUCGGGCAUCCGCUCGUCCGUCUCCAAAGGCCGGUUCACGGCAUCGGGCUCUUCGUCGCACGGCGUGGCGGAUCUCGAGGCUGCGAUCCCGGAGGAAAGCCAGCCUGAGCCGCGAUCGUCCGUUGGCCUGGGUCCCAAGAGGGGAUUCAUGACCCUGGAGCGAACCAAGACGGCGUCGUCACCCAAGGACCUGUCCACGGGUCGGUCUGGCCCACCCGAUGAUCCAUCGCAGCCGCGCUGAAGGCCAUCAUGCGGUCGUCGCGGCGGCUCGUCAGCGGCAUUUGCCUAUCACCAUUUGUGCGGCUGACGUGGGUUCACGAACACUCCUUCCUGUCUCAUACAAAGCCCGUCCAGCACAGAGCACCCUACUCGGUAUCCACGCAUCUCAUAGCCGCCAGUCUGUCGUGCUUGUUUCUUUCGUUUCGUUUCGUUUCGUUU
Messenger RNA from Polychytrium aggregatum, 2282 nucleotides. RefSeq lists its product as uncharacterized. NCBI's taxonomy places the organism in Eukaryota, Fungi, Chytridiomycota, Chytridiomycetes, Polychytriales. The coding region runs from base 1 to 2085 and encodes 694 amino acids. Gene Ontology annotation, cellular component: membrane. Gene Ontology annotation, molecular function: voltage-gated potassium channel activity; protein-containing complex binding. The transcript has 5 exons. The record is from RefSeq and is a predicted model, not a curated record. Gene Ontology annotation, biological process: potassium ion transport; transmembrane transport.